Molecule: messenger RNA, 888 nt
Organism: Penicillium vulpinum
Lineage: Eukaryota; Fungi; Ascomycota; Eurotiomycetes; Eurotiales; Aspergillaceae
Exons: 5
Coding region: 1-888 (295 amino acids)
Source: RefSeq, a predicted model, not a curated record
AUGUCCUCAAUCGCAAAAACUGUCAUCGCCACUGGCACCUCCUCGGGAUUGGGAUUCGAAGUAAUCAAGCAGUUACUCCAGCAGUCACAGCCAUACAGCUUCAUUCUGGGCGUUCGUGACACAGAGAAGACACGUGUUGCAUAUGAUGGUUUGAAAUUCGACACUUCAAAGCACAGCAUCUCUAUCUUGCCCCUGGAUCUUUUGAAUCUUAAAAGCGUGCAGUCCUUUGCCAAGCAAGCCCUCUCUGAAUUGGGUCAAAGGCCAUUGAAUUAUCUUUUCCUCGUUGCGGGCUUAGCUACCAGCGCCGAUGGACCAGGACCUCAUGGCUCGCAAUGGUGCGAGUCGUACGUAGUAAAUCAUCUAUCCCAGCAUUAUCUGACUCACCAAUUUGCUGGAAUCCUGUCUGCCUCGCACUCACGUAUCGUCAUUGUAUCUUCAGGUGCAAUUCGUAAUGUGAGAGGAGGCGACCCAAGCACUCUUGAUGUUGACCUAAAAGCAAACUCUGGUGCGGACGCAAGAGUAGUGUACAGUGCAUCGAAAUUCGCCCAGCUUCUGGGUGCACACUACUGGCGUCGUAGUCUCCCAGAUUGCAAAGUCGUGGCUGUUUCACCGGGUCUCAUCCCCAACACUAAGCUUGCCCAGAAAUCGGGCUUAGGAUUGUCCAUGGAUAUGCCCGAUGCCAAGACCGUGCCAGAGGGUGCCCAGAAUAUCCUCCGCGCCGUCACGGCCGAUAAUCUCCCCGCUGAUCCGGAACAGAUUCUCUUGACUAGCUGGGGUGAAUGGUGGCCCAAGGAUGUCUAUGCUUCGAGCCUUGAUCCCGCGUUGCAGGACAAGUGGUGUUUGAGCAAGCAGGAUAUUGAGAAGUCUGAGCCUGUGUUCAAUGAAUAA